Messenger RNA from Camarhynchus parvulus, 885 nucleotides. Its product is annotated as pulmonary surfactant-associated protein C-like. Gene Ontology annotation, cellular component: alveolar lamellar body; extracellular region. NCBI's taxonomy places the organism in Eukaryota, Metazoa, Chordata, Aves, Passeriformes, Thraupidae. The transcript is spliced from 5 exons. The record is from RefSeq and is a predicted model, not a curated record. Bases 112 to 660 code for a protein of 182 amino acids. Gene Ontology annotation, biological process: respiratory gaseous exchange by respiratory system.
CAGCACAAGUGGCACUCGGCAGCUGGAGCGGCCCCAGCCCUCCCUGGCCACCCAGGAUGCUAUAAAUGCCCCCGGGCCCGGGCUGGCAAAGGGACAGGAGCGCACGGAGAGAUGGAGGACAGCUCUAAAGAGGCGCUGAUGGAGGAGGCACCUCCGAGGUACACGGAGUCCCCGCGCCUGCCCUGCAUCCCCCACGAGCUCAAGAGCCUCCUGCUGAUGGUGGCGCUGGUGGUGGUGGCCCUCGUGGUGGUCAACGUCACCUUCUUGCUGCUGGGGCUGCACCUCAGCGAGUCCCACGCCGAGACGGUGUUGAGAAUGAGCAUCCACGGGCUGGAUGGCGAGGGGAGCGCCCAGGAGCUCGCCGUGAGCAGGAAGGAAAGGAGCGGCACGUUCGCGGUGCGGGAUGGGCUCAACGGCUCGGCCGCGGUGGUCUACGACUACAGCAGGCUGCUGGUCGGCUACAGGUCCUGGCGUCACCGCGCCUGCUACAUCACCCGCGUGGACAAGGACAACUUCCCGGGGCUGGACGCUGUCACCGAGACCUUCCAGCGCCAGCAGGACGAGGACGUUGGGGACAAGGCCGUGCCCCUGGCUGACCGCUCCAUCCUGGGCACCACCAUCAACAUCCUCUGCAGCGCCGUCCCCGUGUUCUGGGCAUAGCAGCAGCUCCCAGCGGGAUGGGACAGCGACAUGGGGGUGGCACUGUCCCCCAUUGUCCCCUUCCAGGCGGGAAUCUCUCCUCCUCGUCCUCGUCCCCACGCCGGGGACAGCCACCCCGCCCACCGUCGCUUGGCACCGCGGCUUUCCCGCUGCUCCCGCCGUAAAAAGAGCGGGAUUUGCUUCGGGAUUUGCUUCUGUCUACAAAGUAAAGCCUGUGCCCCCGCC